Molecule: messenger RNA, 2208 nt
Organism: Durio zibethinus
Lineage: Eukaryota; Viridiplantae; Streptophyta; Magnoliopsida; Malvales; Malvaceae
Source: RefSeq, a predicted model, not a curated record
UCUCUGUUUCAAUCAUUUAUGGGUUUGGAAGUUUCUUUUUCGUGAUUGUCUGCUUCAAUUCUGCUUUUUUUUUUUUUGUUUUGGUUUUGUGUUUUCAGGCCUUUUUCUUUUUGAAAAAUGGCAGAAAAUAAUGUAAUUGAUGGUGGAGAAUGUGGAAUGAUGAUUGUUUUUGCUUUACUUGUGAUUAUAAUUUGAGAGAUUAGAGCUUUAAAAAGUGGGAAGGAUUAUUUAUUGGUCUUUAAGUAACUGUAUCCAACUUGAUUACUUUCUUUAGCUCUUGUUCGGUUGCUAAGAAUAGGAAGAGCUAUAGUAUAAUUCACAGCAGUGUUACUUGAACUUUUGUUUUGUAAGUGAGAGAAGCCUAUUUGGUUUGUUUUUGUAAGUGAGAGAAGCCUAUUUGGUUUGUUUCAUAAUUAAAAAAAGUUAAGUUAUAAUUUCUUGGUUGAUUUUCCAUCCUGGUGCUUUAGCUAUGACAAAAGUAAGUGGUGGAUCUUCUGCUUGAUCGAGUUUAUUUAGUCUGGUAUGGAAUUUUCAGUGAACUUUUGUAAUCUGCAGUUUGAUUGAAGGGAAAAUUGAGGGAAAUAGAAGGAUAUUGAAUUUUGAAUAUUUUAAUGUGUUUUUUUUUUUUUUACUGUUAUACUAACUAAAACUGACUGCAAUUCUAAUUUGAAUGAAAAUAUUUGCUUCAGUUUGUCAGUUUUUUAUUUGGAUUGCAUUGUUUUUGACAAAGAUGUUUGAAUGAUUUGACCUUGACCUUUUGACUUGCCUGAAUUUCAGUUGGUCUCCAUUGCCCCUUCUUUUAUGUUUUCACGUUUUGAUCCAUGGUGAUUGAUGAGUUAUUUCUUAGUUAGACAAAUUUAAUUGAUGCUUGUCGACCCAGUGACCAUAUGUCAGACACUUCGAAAAUGCUUCUGUAGUGUCGGAUCCAAAAAGCAGAGAUUAUCAAGAUGGGAGGUGAUUAAUAUGCUUCAGAAUUCAAGAUCCAAUAUGUGCAAGAUUCGAUGCAGGCCUCCUGGAAGUGAGGCAUUACCUCAAGGAAUUGUGGUCAAAACAUCAAACUUGGAAAUGCGACCUUUAUGGAGUGACAGUGCAAAAAAUGGCAAUCCAGAGCCAUCUUCAAACUUGUUAGCCAUUGCCGUUGGAAUUAAGCAAAAGGAAAUUGUGGAUCGAAUUGUUAAAAAGUUUCCUAGAAGAGAUUUUGUUGUGAUGCUUUUCCACUAUGAUGGUAUUGUGGAUGAAUGGAGAGAUUUGGAAUGGAGUGAUCGUGCCAUACAUGUGUCUGCAGUGAAUCAAACAAAAUGGUGGUUUGCCAAACGUUUCUUGCAUCCUGACAUAGUUGCUGAAUACAAGUAUAUAUUCCUCUGGGAUGAGGACCUUGGAGUAGAUAACUUUGAUCCAAGGCGAUAUUUGUCUAUUAUUGAAGAUGAGGGACUGGAGAUAUCACAACCAGCACUUGAUCCUUCUAGGUCAGAGGUGCAUCAUCAAAUCACAGCACGCAGAAGGAAUUCAAGAUUGCACAGGAGGAUAUACAAGUUUAAAGGCAGUGGAAGGUGUGAUGCCCGUAGCACUGCUCCUCCAUGUAUAGGUUGGGUGGAAAUGAUGGCCCCUGUAUUCUCAAGAGCUGCCUGGCGCUGCGCAUGGUAUAUGAUUCAGAAUGAUUUGAUCCAUGCUUGGGGCCUCGAUAUGCAGCUUGGUUAUUGUGCACAAGGUGAUCGUAUGAAAAAUGUUGGUGUGGUUGAUGCUCAGUACGUAGUUCAUUUGGGUCUUCCUACACUUGGCGCUAUGGCUGAAAACGAGUUAAAUUCUAUGCAAGUUAAUAUUAUUCAGAGAGAGCGCUUAUCUAAACCGGAAGCAUUGGCACCAUCUGAAUCGCAUAAAGUUGACAACAGACCUGAAGUGAGAAGACAGUCCUUCAUUGAAAUGCAAAUGUUCCGUAAAAGAUGGGAAAAUGCUGCCAAGGAGGACAAAUGUUGGGUUGAUCCAUACCAACAAUCAGUGAAGGGUUGUGAAUUUGUGAGAGACAAAGACAACUGAGGUCAGUAAACAUAAAGCUUCACAUGUGAAAUAUCACUGACAUUGGAACCAUAGCAACCAAAGGAGCAAGUUAAAGAGCUUUUUUUUUUCUUUGUUUUUUUUUUCAGGGCUCCGUUGAGAUUUUUGUUUUUUAUUUUUCAAUGUGUAAUAGAUCAUUGAUGGUUGUAAUCUUGG